Molecule: messenger RNA, 2809 nt
Organism: Rana temporaria (common frog)
Lineage: Eukaryota; Metazoa; Chordata; Amphibia; Anura; Ranidae
Gene: AK5
Product: adenylate kinase 5
Exons: 14
Coding region: 355-2034 (559 amino acids)
Biological process (GO): nucleoside triphosphate biosynthetic process
Cellular component (GO): cytoplasm; cytosol
Molecular function (GO): nucleoside diphosphate kinase activity; ATP binding
Source: RefSeq, a predicted model, not a curated record
UAUCUGGUAGCGUUCAGCCAGCUCCAUGCAGUAGUCACAUAAUGAUGAUGGUGUGUAUGUAGCCGGUGUGUGUGUAGUUAUUCAGCUUGGGGGGUGACACGAGGAGGACUGUGCAAGGGGAGGGCUGUGUCUCUGGGACAGGAGGAGGACUCGCUGCGAAGGCUGCUUGGCUGACAACCAACGUGAUUCGUGCCAUUGAUGCGUGGACACCGGUGUGACUGGACAUUGAUGCGUGUGUGGAAAUUAGUGGCUCGGGGGUGAAGAUUCUCAAGGCUGAACUGAGCAGCAGAGAGGAGCCUACAGCUCCCCCCAGCUUAUCCUCACCCUCCACAUCUACUGUCUGCAAGCCUCAUCAUGAACACCAAUGACCCCAAGGAGUACCUGACCAGGAGGGAGAUACCCCAGCUUUUCGAGGGCCUUCUGAAUGGAUUAAUGUACUACAGGCCAGAUGAUCCCGUGGAUUACUUAGAAAACUGCUUGCAAAAAGUGAAAGAACUGGGAGGGUCAGAGAAGGUGAAGUGGGACACGUUCGUGGGUCCGGAUAAAAGAAACUUACCGCCACUCAACGGUGGACAGGGCCGGCGGGCAUUCUUCAGAAAUGUGUUGCCAGAAAGUUGCAACUUUCCUUAUCGGAGAUAUGACCGGCUGCCUCCUAUCCACCAAUUCUCCAUAGAAAGUGAUACAGACCUCUCAGAAACAGCAGAAUUGAUUGAAGAGUAUGAAGUGUUUGAUCCAUCCAGACCACACCCAAAAAUUAUACUGGUAAUUGGUGGGCCUGGCAGCGGGAAAGGGACUCAGAGCUUGAAAAUAGCGGAGCGUUAUGGCUUUGAAUACAUAUCAGUGGGCGAGCUGUUGAGGAAAAAGAUCCACAACACCAGCAGCAACAGAAAAUGGAGCCUAAUCGCCAAGAUAAUAACCACGGGGGAAUUAGCACCACAGGAAACGACAAUUACCGAAAUCAAGCAGAAAUUAAUGCAAAUUCCCGACUCGGAUGGGAUUGUUAUAGACGGCUUUCCUCGCGAUGUGGCUCAAGCGCUGUCCUUUGAGGAUCAAAUUUGCACGCCGGAUCUGGUGGUAUUUUUGUCCUGUGCCAACCUCAAGCUCAAGGAGAGGUUACUGAAACGAGCCGAGCAACAGGGACGUCCGGACGACAACCUUAAGGCGAUACAGAGGAGAUUAAUUAACUUCAAACAGAAUGCUGUACCCCUGGUCAACUACUUCCAGGAGAAAGGUCUCAUCAGCACGUUUGACGCUGACAGGGACGAGGAAGAAGUCUUCUAUGAUAUAAGUGUUGCUGUUGACAGUAAACUAUUUCCUGCUAUGGAGCCGGUGGCAGGACCGAGCGAGCUUGACCUCAGCCUUAUCUUAGACAGCGGGGAGGCCAGUGAUUCUACAUCUGUGUUUGAACAUCAGAAUGAGGAAAUUGCACAUCUUUUCGGCGAUGAUUAUCUAAGAGAAGAGUUGAAGAAAUCAAAAGUCAUGCUUGUAUUAGGUGGUCCGGGAUCCGGUAAAGGGAUUCAGUGUGAAAAAUUAGCACAGAAAUACGGCUUCACCUACUUGUCUAUAGGUGAUCUGCUGCAGAGUGAUCUGGCCAUGCCUUCGGAAAGAAGUAAACUCAUAAAGGAUCUCAUGGAACACGGGGAUCCGGUGCCGAUGGACAUCAUUCUGGACAUUCUGAAGGAUGCAAUUAGCUCAUCGCUUGGGACCACCAAGGGAUUCCUGCUGGACAGCUUCCCCUGCGAAAUUAGGCAAGCUGAGGAGUUUGAAUGCAAGCUUGGAAGACCAGACGUUGUGCUGUACCUGGACUGUUCUGCUGAAACUAUGACGACACGGCUUGUUGGCAGGAAUAAGGUUGGCCAUCGGAGUGACAUCAGCACAGAAACCAUUCAGAGGAGGCUUCGGAUGUUCUACCAGGUGGCCGAGCCCAUAUUGGCCUACUAUGAAUCAAAGUCUCUUCUAUGUAAGAUCAACGCAGAGGGGUCUCCAGAACAGGUUUUCCUUCAACUCAGCGCAUCAGUCGACUCAAUUUUCUGAGAAAAUCCCUCGAGCGGUGCCAUUGAAAAGAUGGAAAUGUGUACAUGUUGUAUAUUAUAUCCACCGGUGAAAGCGGGGACACCAUGUUCGUCACACUACUGCAUGCUGUCUGAACUGUAACACCAGAGCAGCGACCCCAGCAGUACAGAGCAGACCUGGACACCUUGAGGACCUCCAGCUGCUGAGGAACAAGUCCUAGCAUGCACUGCUCUGUAUGACAAGCCACGGUGGGACUUCCCCAGCAACCAAGGUGUCAUUGUGUGCCUGAGCUGCUGUAUCAUGUACAAAGGUCACAGAUACUACUUUGCAGGUUUUUGCCACUCUAUAGUAUCAUUUCAAGUAUACUACUGCUUUAUGAAGAGCUGUGGGCCAAAGAUGAUGAACUCCUGAAGAUGUGUUUCAGGUGGGUGCAGUUCUUAAGGUGAAAUCUGCCCAGAUUGAACCCCGGGUAGGUCCUUUUAACAUCUCAGGAGAGCCUUACCCUAGUAGUUAUCACUGCGCCUACAAUGGGUGGCGGAUUGCUAAGCAGUAUUAUGACAAAGCUGUAUAUCGGGACUAAAACUUACCUGCGUCAGAGGUUGCUUCUUUGUAGUAAAUAGUUUCAUAUGUUAUAGAGCUGCAUUUAAACACAUAGCUUGCCCGGUGGUACCCCCCCCCCCCCAAUGUUAUAGAUAUCGUGUUUGCUGACUCCAUUUUUAAACGUUAAAGGGGUUGUAAAGGUACAAUUAUUGUUUCCUAAAUAGCUUCCUUUACCUUAGUGCAGUCCUCCUUCACU